Messenger RNA from Cooperia oncophora, 807 nucleotides. The record is from the annotation of a GenBank genome assembly. Lineage: Eukaryota; Metazoa; Nematoda; Chromadorea; Rhabditida; Trichostrongylidae.
UUUGGGAAGCUUGGAACAAUUUCUGUCAAGGUAGGUACGAUCCCCCUCUUCAACCAGAUUGGCGGGAUUCUCACAAAGUUGCUGUACCCCGUACCCUGUCUGGGAACAAUUCGCUUCACAACGUUCGUAGUCCUUUCAGAUCGUCUUUCUCCCGGUUCAUCGCAUCGCUUCCGAGUGUCAGCUGAGAAUGCCAUCGGACGAGGAACUUCAAUUGAGUCGAAAAAAGUGACAUUAUCUGCAGAGACAGCACUUUGCAUGGAAAAGCCCACAGCGAUCUCAUCAGCUGGCUCGAUAAUUGCGAUGUGGAAACGGUUGCCGGACGAUGACGUCAACUACAUCGUUGAAAUUAAGGAGGCGAACUCAAGACGAUCAUGGAAAGCUGUCAGCGCUGAACCAGUACAAGGAGACUCCUACACUAUCAGCGGUUUGAAUCCUGGAUCAGAGUAUAUUGUGCGAGUCACGGCUGUGACUUCCGAAAGCCAAGGAACGCCUUCGGAACAAAGCGAAAUCGUCAAAUUCGAGGAUGUUAGAGAGGAGCCGUCAUUCCUGAGUGUGCCUGGUGAUAUGAUAGCCAUCAAAGGUUCCAAACUCAAGCUUACAGCGGAAUUCAGUGGUUUCCCACAGCCGGAGGUGCGCUGGAUGAAGAACAGAAAGGUACGGUACUAUAUGAUGGCAUUUUUUCUCCUCCUACAUGCCAUACUUUCCCAGGAAAUCUUUUCUGGAACGCGGCAAUGGACCCACACAUCCAGUGGCGUGUCUUGCUUGUCAGUUGCCGAGAUACGAGAAGAAGACGAAGGAGAGUAUACG